UGUCCCGCUGUUAUAACCCUGGGAGCCCAGCCUGAUUCUAAGGGUCAACCUGCACUGCAAUAUUUUCACAAAGGAUCCAGUUGAUAUUGGUCGACCACUGGUUGAUCAUUAAUCUGUACCCCUGCCAUCCAUUCAACUGAAGAGUGCUAGCCCUUAGACAGUUGGACGAGCAGAGGAGGAUAUCAAUAGUCAGUACAACUCAAUACGCGACAGAUCGACCAACAAGCAGGAUUGAGCAAGUCACUAGUAUGUUGGCCAUUCUCUCAGGAGUUGUAGGAUUGUUGUUUUUGCUGUGGAUGUUCCAUGAUUUUAUCUGGACGACACCCCCGUCUGCUGAGAGACAGCUUGGCAAACCGGAUCAGCCCAUUGAGUAUAAUUUGGUGCACAGCAGUGCGGCCAGUUUGCCAAGCUUCACUGGAAAACCUUUAAUCUUUUUGAAAUGGCUUGGUAGAACUGGUCUUGGAGAUACUUUGAAAAGAUCAUCUGUCAGCAAGGUAGGAUUGGACUUGUUGAGGAGAAUCAAAAUCCCAGAUGCACCAACGCUAUUUCCACUACCCAAGACAUCUCCUCAGACCAAAAGCCACACUGUACCUGUUGACUUUGACAAAUUGAUUGAGGAAAGCAGUAAUAAAUCACAGGAAUCGUCCUUCAAGUUUGUGACCAUUCCAGACCUGGUGAGGGAGUAUAGGUCCCACUCUGUCACUCCAAUGCAGAUAGCAGAAAGAGUGAUUGACUUCAUAAGGGACACUGAAAAACAGAGUCCCAUGUUAAGAGCCAUUGUCCAGCAUGACAGAGAUGAAAUUUUAAAGAUGGCAGCAGCAUCUACUAAGCGGUAUGCAGAAGGUAAUCCUUUGUCUGUUAUGGAUGGGAUUCCUGUGGCUGUGAAAGAGGAGUUUCAUGUGGUGCCAUAUUAUGCUCGUUGUGGUACUACAUUCAUGGGCAAUACGCCAUCAACAAAGGAUGCUGGUAUCGUGAAAAAGUUGAGAGAUGGAGGAGCUAUAAUCAUUGGGCUGACUAACAUGCAUGAAUUGGGAAUUGGUACCACAGGAAAUAAUCCAAACAGACUUCAUGGAACUCCAAGAAAUCCUUACAAUGUGAAUUAUUACACUGGAGGAAGUUCAAGUGGGUCUGCUGUUGCAGUAGCUGCAGGCUUGUGCCCAGUUGCAUUGGGCACAGAUGGAGGAGGUUCUGUCCGUAUUCCUGCUGCAGUAUGUGGAGUAGUAGGGAUAAAAGCAUCCUGUGGCCGCAUAAGUACAAGUGGCGAGGUACCUCUAGCUCAUACUGUCAGUUAUGCUGGGCCCCUUUGUGCGACUGUUAGAGAUGCCGCCCUGGUAUACGCAUACCUGUCAGGAGAAGACGAAGAGGACCCAAAGACGCUCGGGCAACCAGAAGUGACUCUGGAAGGAUUUGAAAACAUCUCAUCUCUUGAGGGAGUUACACUUGGAGUAGACUGGAAGUACUUUAAGGACUGCGAUGCAGAGGUUUACAAACAAUGCGAAAAAGCUGUUGAGUAUUUGAAAGAUAAAGGAGCUUUGGUUGUCUCGAUUCAGAUUCCAGAGUUGCAGGAAACUCUUUCUGCUCACGCAAUCACCAUACUUUCCGAAAUGGCGACUGGAAUGGAGGAAGAAUUUCAUAAAUACUACAAUGAAAUGAACGCCGAAUCUACCUCUAAUUUGGCCGUUGGAAGAAUGCUGAACGCCCGUGACUACUUCCAGGCUAUGAAGCAGCGCACGCGUGCUAUGGGAUUUUUGAAAGCAAUUUUUGAAGAGGAGAGAGUGGAUUGUAUUUUAACACCAGGUGAUGUGAUAUAA
This is a messenger RNA of Orbicella faveolata, 1811 nucleotides long. RefSeq lists its product as uncharacterized. Gene Ontology annotation, molecular function: catalytic activity. The record is from RefSeq and is a predicted model, not a curated record. Lineage: Eukaryota; Metazoa; Cnidaria; Anthozoa; Scleractinia; Merulinidae.